Messenger RNA from Bradysia coprophila, 645 nucleotides. RefSeq names its product general odorant-binding protein 83a-like. The record is from RefSeq and is a predicted model, not a curated record. NCBI's taxonomy places the organism in Eukaryota, Metazoa, Arthropoda, Insecta, Diptera, Sciaridae. Gene Ontology annotation, molecular function: odorant binding. Gene Ontology annotation, biological process: sensory perception of smell.
UCAUUCAGUCAUCGUUAAUAUAAUAUAAAACGGGCAACUGUUCCGGGAUGUUCUAUCAUUACGAAAUAACACCGACAUAGCGAUGGAGUUAAAACUGCUGGCGUUAGCUUAUUGUUGCGUUGGAUUUGUUACGAGUCAGGUCGCUCCUCGACGCGACGAUACGUGGCCACCGCAAGAACUAAUCAAAUUCUUUAAGCCAAUACAUGAAAAAUGUGUUAAAGAAAUUGGUGUUUCCAAAGAGGCCAUAAACACGUUUAGUGAUGGUGAAAUCCAUGAAGAUGAAAAAUUGAAAUGCUACAUGAACUGUGUGUUCCAUGAGGCCCAUGUCGUUGAUGAUGAUGGUGAACUACAUUUAGAGAAAUUGGUUGAAGGCAUUGAGUUGUUCGGAGAGGAAAUUGAGAAAAUAUUUCUGAAUAUGGGAAAGAGGUGCAUGAAGACGCAAGGGGCUACACAAUGCGAAAGAGCGUUUUGGUAUCACAAAUGUUGGAAGACUGCCGAUCCAAAGCAUUACUUUCUCAUUUGAAAACAAUGGAACGCUUGCCAUAGAUUUAUUCGAUUAACGAGUCCCUUGAGCUGGGAAUUAACGUUUCAUAUUUUCGAGAUGAAAUAAAAUAAAAUGAUGACCCAAACAGGACGUAAGGUGGA